This is a messenger RNA of Fundulus heteroclitus (mummichog), 2209 nucleotides long. It is a transcript of the gene pip4p2, whose product is annotated as phosphatidylinositol-4,5-bisphosphate 4-phosphatase 2. Gene Ontology annotation, cellular component: late endosome membrane; phagocytic vesicle membrane; lysosomal membrane. Lineage: Eukaryota; Metazoa; Chordata; Actinopteri; Cyprinodontiformes; Fundulidae. Gene Ontology annotation, molecular function: phosphatidylinositol-4,5-bisphosphate 4-phosphatase activity. The coding region runs from base 184 to 1032 and encodes 282 amino acids. The transcript has 8 exons. Gene Ontology annotation, biological process: phosphatidylinositol dephosphorylation. The record is from RefSeq and is a predicted model, not a curated record.
GGAUUGCCGCGGAGCUCCUCCCCCUCCAGCUUGCCGUCGUCACCGCGGCUGCAGGACCCCGGAGCAACUCGGCACCGACAGCCACAACAGCUGGGCUGCAAUCCCCCGCCGCCUUCUCCCCGUGCUGUGCGCAGACCCGCUGCAGCAGCCAGGAGCUCCCCGGCGUUUGGCACGGCGACAGACAUGGCCUCCGACGGCAUGGACGAGCGCUCUCCGCUGCUGUCGGCCCCCAACUCCGAGAACGUGACCCCCACUGCUCUCCCGUACCUGCAGGAUUCAAGUCCCCGAGCCGAACUACCUCCUCCUUACACGGCCAUCGCCAGCCCGGACGCCGGCGGCGUGCCCGUCAUCAACUGCCGCGUCUGCCAGUCCAUCAUCAACCUGGAUGGGAAGCUGCACCAGCACGUCGUCAAGUGCACGGUCUGCAACGAAGCUACGCCCAUCAAGAACCCCCCCACAGGAAAGAAGUAUGUGAGGUGUCCCUGUAACUGCCUGCUCAUCUGUAAAGACACGUCCAGGAGGAUAGGAUGUCCUCGACCAAACUGCAGACGCAUCAUCAACCUGAGCCCGGUGAUGGUCAUCCCCGAGGAGCAACCCGCCCAGCCGGCGCUGCCCAUUCAACCCGAGGGGAUGAGAGUGGUGUGUGGUCACUGUGGAAAUACCUUCCUGGGCAGCGGGGACGCCAGUUCUUCUCAGCCGAUGUCUGGUCUCCCCAGCGAUGGCUCUCCCCCAGCACAGCAAGAGUGGAUGGAGCUUCGAUUUAACACGCUAGCCAAGUGUCCCCACUGCAAAAAAAUAUCGUCUGUUGGCAGUGCUCUCCCCAGGAGGCGCUGUUGUGCUUAUAUAACUGUAGGAAUGAUCUGCAUUUUCAUUGGAGUGGGCUUAACAGUUGGCACUCGGGACUUUGCCAGACGUUACAACGCCACCUACGUGUCCUGGGCGUUUGCCUACCUGCUGGGUCUCAUCUGUCUCGUACGAGCCUGCUACUGGGGGGCGAUCAAAGUCAGCUACCCAGAAAACAGCUUCGCCUAGAGCGGGGAAGGAGCUGAGCACGGCCCAAAGUGCAAACCCCUCUGUUCUUUUUUUAAAAUUUCAUUUCACCCCACCCCAUAUUCUUCCUACGUUAAAGCAGUCCGGUUGUAUAAGUGUAGCGUGUCUGGAGAAGUGUUUGCAGGGGGAUGCGUCUUGUUAAUGUCGGACUGUUUUUGACCCUGCCGCCUGUCCAAAGCUGGCACUCAUUCAAAUCCUGACAAAGACCUGCAAAUAACCAAGAAUCAGAAACUAUUAAAGCUUGAUACUUAAAGGUGAUUGAAAUUAAUACUUGGCGCACACCUUCACUUUUAAAGUUUUGAACUAACUUUGAGAGUUAGUUUUAAAACGGGUUAAAUUUAGCCGUUUUGGACCAGUCUGUGUCAGCGAUGAGCGGGCACUGUCCUCAGUUUAAUAAUCAGAUCCCUCCCAUUUGCACAGAUAUUUUAUGCAAAUAAAAUUGUUUUGCUGCUAGUUCAACUCCAGCUACUGAAAGUUGCACACUCAUACUCUAUUAUAACCACUAUGACAUAGUAUUAUAUUAUUUUGCUGUAUAAAAUGAUUGAUUUUUUAAACAUGAUUGUCACUAUAUACCCAUGCGUGCCAACUUUGCGGCCCAGUAUUAGUCUUCAAAGGUUCUAGAUGAGUAAAUUUUUUUGUUUAAAAAAAAGAAGAAAAAAAAAGAUCUUUUGUUCAGUGCCUGCAGCUUUUAAACCAUAUUUCAACAAUAACCUUUUCUGGACAUUUUCCUAAACAGUCUCGUAAUCCGCUCGACGCUUCUCAAAGAUAACCCCAAAAACAUAGCGUGGCUCACCUGUGCAUGUUGUCUACUUCCCCGUCGCUGAGGCGGUGUCCCGCUCCAUUUCAGAGGGGGGAUCCUGGCUGUGAAGUUCCUGUUUUUGCUCCGCGUUCGAAUGUAAACCCUCCUUCCUCCGCUUAAAUCGCUGCUGUCCGACCUCCAGUGAACUCUGUGCAACAUCCCGUCUCUGUAUCUCCGGCAGCGGGCACAGUUUGAACCUUGUUUUGAAUGUGACGAUGAUGAUGAUGAUGAUGUAGGUAACAUUUAGAAAAUACUUUGUACUUAGUUUGAUUUCAGUAAGAGUGGGUAAAGUCAGGUGGAAGGAAAAGAUGGUUCAUGAGUCUUUUUAACAGAUAAUUUAUCAAUAAAAUGUAAAAACGA